Dracunculus medinensis (Guinea worm) is the source of this 480-nucleotide messenger RNA. The record is from the annotation of a GenBank genome assembly. NCBI's taxonomy places the organism in Eukaryota, Metazoa, Nematoda, Chromadorea, Rhabditida, Dracunculidae.
AUGCGACUUAUUCACAGUUGUUCUCGUCUUCGUCCUCGUUGUCGUUGUUCUCGUCUUCGUCCUCGUUGUCGUUGUUCUCAUCGUUGUCCUCGUUGUUGUUAUUCUCAUCGUCGUCCUCAUUGUUGUUAUUCUCGUCGUCGUCCUCGUUGUUGUUGUUCUCGUCGUCGUCCUCGUUGCUGUUGUUCUCGUCGUCGUCGUCGUCAUCUAGAUAAAGCCGAUGAAGGUGACGAUGAACCGCUUCAAUUAAAGAAGAAUGUCAGAUCAAAAGCAAAAGCAUGUACAAUCCUACUAAAAAUAGUAAGUCCAAAGAAUAUUAACCAGAUCGUAACGAAUUUAGUUAUUGGAAUUAAUCCUACAGCCAAUAUCACUGUGGGAAAAUUUUUUUGUUUGCGUAGAUUUUUUAUCGCUCGAUAUUUGAAUUCAGGUUUCGCCAUUUUAGCGAAGCAACUGAAGUCUUAUAUCAAACAUGUAUGUAUGUGA